Messenger RNA from Mercurialis annua (annual mercury), 337 nucleotides. Its product is annotated as putative defensin-like protein 263. Bases 38 to 316 code for a protein of 92 amino acids. The transcript has 2 exons. Lineage: Eukaryota; Viridiplantae; Streptophyta; Magnoliopsida; Malpighiales; Euphorbiaceae. The record is from RefSeq and is a predicted model, not a curated record.
UUCCUUCAAUAAACAAAUAGAAGCGAGAAUAUAUUAGAUGGCAAAAGCUUGUUUGAAGAUGGUGUUACUAUUUUUUGUGGCAUCACAUUGCAUCUUACUAUCAAUAGCAUUAUCAUGUGUAUCUAAUGGAGACUGUUUACAUUAUGGAUGCGACAUAGGAAAUCAUCCUAUUUGUUCUAACAAUGAAUGCACAUGCGUACCAGAUUCACUAGAUGCAGUACACUAUUGUCACAAUGAUAAUGAUUGCAAACCUCUUUGUCCUCCAAAUUGUGGAAUUACAAAUUGUAUUGGUGGAAGAUGUAUUUGUAGCUGUUAAACCAUAUCAUUUAACACACAA